Ziziphus jujuba (common jujube) is the source of this 960-nucleotide messenger RNA. RefSeq names its product germin-like protein subfamily 1 member 14. Lineage: Eukaryota; Viridiplantae; Streptophyta; Magnoliopsida; Rosales; Rhamnaceae. Gene Ontology annotation, molecular function: manganese ion binding. The transcript has 2 exons. Gene Ontology annotation, cellular component: cell wall. The coding region runs from base 101 to 778 and encodes 225 amino acids. The record is from RefSeq and is a predicted model, not a curated record.
CUAAGCUUUCUCAUCCCUCACUUUGCAUACCACAAUAAUAAAAGAAGAAGAAGAAGGUUUUGAAGUAUAGAAGAAUAAACAUUCUCUAUCUAAUAGUAAAAUGCAACGUGUUCAUCUCCUUUUGUCUUUUGUCAUCUUGGCUUUGGCCUCCUCCUUUGCCUCUGCCUCUGAUCCUGACCCUGUUCAGGACUUCUGCGUGGCCAUAAACGACAUCAAAACGGGCUUGUUUGUGAAUGGAAAGUUCUGCAAGGACCCCAAGCUUGCCAACGCAGGGGAUUUCUUCUUCUCUGGGCUCGAUAAGCCCGGGAACACAUCGAACCCAGUUGGGUCGAAAGUGACUCCAGUGGCUGUAACCGAAAUUCCAGGGCUUAACACUUUGGGAAUCUCCCUUGCUCGCAUUGACUUUGCACCGUACGGUCUAAACCCUCCACACACUCAUCCCCGAGCUACCGAAAUCCUAGUAGUCGUAGAGGGAACAUUGGAGGUCGGAUUUGUGUCAUCCAACCAAGACAAUAACCGCCUCUUCACGAAAAUCCUCAACAAGGGAGAUGUGUUUGUGUUCCCGGUCGGUAUGAUUCACUUCCAGCUCAACAAGGCACAUUACAAUGCACUUGCAUUUGCUGGUUUGAGCAGCCAAAACCCCGGAGUGAUUACCAUUGCUAACGCUGUGUUUGGAUCGAAUCCUCGUAUUAAUCCUGAUGUUCUUACCAAGGCCUUCCAAGUUGGUAAGGAUGUGAUCGACUAUCUGGAGAAGCAGUUUUGGUAUGACAACAAUUAGAUUUUUAAAACACACACAUUAUAUGUGACGCUCUGAAGCUCCAGCCAUGAAUUAAAUAAUUUAAUAUGCUAGCUUUUAAAUGUAUGGCUUUCCUAGUUUUCUGUGUAAAAUAAAUAGAAGGGUGCUUGUACCUUUCUUUGUGUGCCUUUCAUUUUCGGUAUUAUAUAUUCUAAUUUGUCACA